AGUUGAUUACAUACAGUCAACAUGGAUAGACAGCUCCCUCUGGCCACUAUCAGCCUGGAGUGUCUAUAACCAGGCCAUAAGGACCAACAAUGAUGUCAAAGGCUGGCAUCGUAACACUACGGGCAAAUAAUUGAUAUGACGCGCCAUCCGCUAGGUGCGCUGUAGCAAACUACACUGGACAACAACGUCACAAAUUGCACUGUCUAAAUCCUGGUAAUGUUUUUUAACUCUUCAAAAUUCUUCCAAUUUGGAGGUAAUAAAGUAGCAAAAGUUAAAAAUUUCCAAAAUUCAAGAUUUAAAAUGUAUCCAAAACUGGAUGAAGAUGUGAAAAAAGCAGUGAAAACUUAUAGAAAAUAUAUUCAAACUGCUACUAGAGACUACAUGAAGUAUCUUAAAGUGUAUGGAUUAAAUGAAGGAGAUAUAAAUGAAACGUCAAUCAAGGCCAUUGAAACGGCUUUAUACCAGAGUGCAUUCAGCGGUGUUUCUAAAGGACUUCACUAUGAAACAACCAACCUGUACAACAUGGCAAAGUCAGAGCUAUUCCAUUGGAAUAUGGACCUAUCAAAGUAAGAAAUUGAUUCAUGUGUUUUCAUUAUUACAGCAAAUCUAAUUUUUAUCAGGAGGUGGAUCCAGCCCUGUCAUCCCUCACGCAUUAGGCGUGAUUGACACGAAUUUGCUGGAAAAAUAGGAGUCACGCACAAAUUUUUGCGUGACUGAUAAAUGUCAUGCAAAACACGCAUUAUUUUGAGAUUAUGUCACGCAAAAAUCAUGUAUUUAAAAGUUGGGAAAACCUUAUAUUUACCUAAUAUUUUCAUAAUUUUUCGUUAAAAAAUGGACACCAGAAGCCAUUUGGGGUGCAGAUAUAUUAAAGAUGCAUGAAAAAAUGUUUUCCUCUUUGUUUUCUUUGGCAAAAACUGUGUAUAUUAUGUACCUUUGAUUAUCAUUGUAGUUACUAUCCCAUCCUGAGUACAAGUACA
Messenger RNA from Owenia fusiformis, 977 nucleotides. The record is from the annotation of a GenBank genome assembly. Lineage: Eukaryota; Metazoa; Annelida; Polychaeta; Sabellida; Oweniidae.